AUGGAAGGCGUAGAGAAGUCAGCUUUUAGAUUUUGGUGGGUUUUGUGGGUGUUGGUGAUUUGCAUGUUGCGGAGUGGUGGUGGGUUAGUUGUAGGGCAAGAAGCGGGAGACGGUGGUGAUGUGGUGGUUCCGGCGAUGUUCGUAUUCGGAGACUCGCUUAUUGACAAUGGCAACAACAAUGACUUGACUUCGUUUGCAAAAGCCAAUUAUUUUCCUUAUGGCAUUGACUUCAAUGGAGGUCCCACUGGUCGAUUCUCCAAUGGUUACACCAUGGUUGAUGAAAUAGCGGAAUUGCUAGGGUUGCCACUAAUACCAGCCUACUCCGAAGCAUCAAAUUCAGGAGAUCAAAUGCUUCAUGGUGUCAAUUUCGCUUCUGCUGCUUCUGGAAUCCUGGAUAUAACUGGUCGAAAUUUUGUGGGUCGUAUCCCAUUUAAUCAACAGAUUGACAACUUUGAAAAUUCAUUGGAUCGAAUAACCGACAAUUCAGGUGCAACCGAUGUGGCUCAGAUGCUCUCUCGAAGCAUUUUCUUCGUAGGAAUGGGUAGCAAUGACUACCUAAACAACUACCUCAUGCCAAAUUACCCUACCCGCAACGAGUAUAACGGUCAACAGUUUGCAGACCUCUUGUCCCAUGAAUACACUACUCAACUCACGAAACUUUACAAUCUUGGAGCCCGGAAAUUCGUUUUGGCUGGGAUUGGAAUGAUGGGUUGUAUUCCAAGCAUACUAGCUCAAGGCACGACUGGGAAAUGCUCCGAGGAUGUGAACAAGCUUGUCUUACCAUUCAAUGCCAACAUGAGGAACAUGAUCGACAAUCUAAGCACCAAUCUGCCUGGUUCUAAGUUUGUCUUCAUUGACGUCCAUAACAUGUUCCAAGAUAUUCUUUCUAACGCUAGAUCCUACGGAUUUCGUGUGCUUAAUAGGGGAUGUUGCGGGAUAGGUAGAAACAGAGGGCAGAUAACGUGUUUACCGUUCCAAACCCCUUGUCCGAACAGGAACGAGUACCUGUUUUGGGACGCAUUCCAUCCAACGGAAGCAGUGAAUGUACUGAUGGGAAAGAAGGCUUUCAGUGGUACUCCUGAUGUUGUUUAUCCCAUCAAUAUUCAACAACUAGCAAACAUUUGA
This is a messenger RNA of Cynara cardunculus var. scolymus (artichoke), 1125 nucleotides long. RefSeq names its product GDSL esterase/lipase At1g71691-like. NCBI's taxonomy places the organism in Eukaryota, Viridiplantae, Streptophyta, Magnoliopsida, Asterales, Asteraceae. The transcript has 5 exons. Gene Ontology annotation, molecular function: hydrolase activity, acting on ester bonds. The coding region runs from base 1 to 1125 and encodes 374 amino acids. The record is from RefSeq and is a predicted model, not a curated record.